Molecule: messenger RNA, 225 nt
Organism: Nymphaea colorata (pocket water lily)
Lineage: Eukaryota; Viridiplantae; Streptophyta; Magnoliopsida; Nymphaeales; Nymphaeaceae
Product: protein trichome birefringence-like 21
Exons: 2
Coding region: 1-225 (74 amino acids)
Source: RefSeq, a predicted model, not a curated record
AUGGAUGGAGUGUCCAAAGGCACAGAUGAGAAGUACAAGAGAUGGCACUACACCACCUACAACUUCACCAUCCACGCAUUGUGGUCAGAGUUCCUUGUCAAUGGCAAAAAGACAUGGCCCAGGAAACACAGGCAAGAAGACUAUAAUUGGUGUCUGCCAGGUCCCAUUGGUACUUGGAAUGACUUCCGGGUGCAAAUGUUGAAGAUGGAGAAUCCUUCAUCAUAG